CUUGAGAUCUUGAGUCUGGUAUUCCACUUUUCUUCGUAGAAUUCCGCUUAAGUCAAUCAAUUUAAGAUGGCAGACAACCAAAAAGAGCUCGAGCUCCAAAUCCAAGAGCUGCAGCAGCAGCUGGAGCAAAUGAAGGCCAACCGGGGCCCUUCGGUAUAUGACUCCUACCAGACCACCCUGACGUCUCGGUACUGCAGCCCCGAGAUGUCCAAGCUGUUCAGCCAACGGUCUCGUCACUCCACGUGGCGGAAGCUGUGGCUGAUUCUGGCUGAGUCCGAGAAAGAGUUGGGCAUCGACACCAUCACGUCGGAGGCGUUGGAGCAGAUGCGGAGCCACCUAGAGGUGACGGACGAGGACUUCGAGGUCGCCCGCGUCGAGGAGAAGCGGAGACGACAUGAUGUGAUGGCUCACGUCCAUGCCUUUGGCGAAGUGGCGCCGGCGGCGGCGGGCAUCAUUCAUUAUGGGGCGACGAGCUGCUACGUUACGGACAACACGGAGCUGAUCCUCAUGAAAGAUGCGAUGGAUUUGCUACUCCGGAAACUCGCUAAGGUCAUCUGGAACAUCUCGAAGUUCGCGACGCAGUGGAAGGAUCUGCCCACGCUGGCAUAUACGCAUCUGCAGCCCGCGCAGUUGAUCACGGUCGGCAAGCGCGCCGCGGAGUGGGCGCACAACCUGCAGAUGGACCUCGAGCGCAUCGAGUAUGAGCGGAAUGCCCUCAAAUUCCGAGGUGCGCAAGGGACCACUGGAACGCACGCCUCAUUUUUAGAAAUUUUCGGAGGCGACGGCGCGAAAUGCGAUGAGCUCAACAAACUGCUUUGCAAGAAGACCGGGUUCCCCAGCUGCUACGACAUUUCGACGCAAACCUACACCCGCAAAGUCGACCUGGUGAUCUCCAACGCCGUCUCGGGAAUCGCCUCCUCGGCGCAGAAGAUCGCGCAGGACAUCCGCCACCUCGCGAAUUGGAAAGAGAUCGAAGAGCCGUUCGAGAAAGACCAGAUCGGCUCCUCGGCCAUGGCGUACAAGCGCAACCCGAUGCGCUCGGAGCGGAUCUGCAGCCUGAGUCGCGAGCUGAUGUCGAAGCCGGUCAACUUCGCCAACACGUUCGCGGACCAGUGGAUGGAGCGCACGCUGGACGACAGCGCGAUCCGCCGCAUGGACAUUCCCGAGAUGUUCCUUCUCGCGGACGCGAUCCUCAUGGGCCUAGAUAACGUGAGCAGCGGGUUGGUGGUCUAUCCGAAGCGGAUCGACGCGCGGGUGCAGGAAGAGCUGCCGUUCAUGAUCACCGAGAGCAUCAUUAUGAAGCUGGUGGCGAAGGGCGUGUCGCGGCAGGAGGCGCAUGAGGAGAUCCGCGUGCUAUCGCACCAGGCGGGCAGCGCGGUGAAGGAUGAGGGAAAGCCGAAUGACCUAGUGGCGAGGAUUAAGGCGACAGAGUUCUUCAAGCCGAUCUGGGAGGAGCUGGAUACCAUGUUGGAAUCGGGGUUGUAUACCGGGCGGAGCGUCGAGAUUGUCGAGCGGUUCUGUGGUGAAGGAGGGGUGUUGGACCAGCGGUUGAAGGACUACAAGGGAUUCCUCGAGAAGGCCACCACGGCUGAGCUGAAUGUCUGAUCUCGUCUAUUACCUUUAGAAAAGUUUGGCGGAUGUAUCUCUCUCUGGCAUGCCAUGAUAUGCAUACCUACUCUAGGAGCACAACGUUUUUGCGCGAUGCCUACCGAUAUCUCUCCUGGGUCUGCAGAAUGCCCCUUUCCCGAGCAACACUAGGAGUCUAGGACACUUCAAAGUGCAAAAUACAAAUAUAUGAGACCCGCAGCUAUGCAACUAGUCGCUCUAGCUCGUGUUCUCCUUAUCCAAAAAUCCUGCAUCUGUCGAUUGCAGUCGUCCUUGAAGAGUGAGUGAAGAGUCAAGAGUGAAGGUGACUCCAUACGGAAGGCGAUCCUCCUGGGGUAUGAAAUAUCGUGUCCUAUUACCAUCCAAUACCGUUAUCACAUUGACUUAACAGGUCAUUGAUGGCUUGCCAAUACUCAAUAGUUUCGGCUGCUCCCUUCUAGUUUUUGGAGAUGCGCAGAUCAGCAUUUCAUCUGCAUACCCACCGCCAGUAAGUCGGGG
Eremomyces bilateralis CBS 781.70 is the source of this 2103-nucleotide messenger RNA. RefSeq names its product Adenylosuccinate lyase. Gene Ontology annotation, cellular component: cytosol. The coding region runs from base 67 to 1605 and encodes 512 amino acids. Gene Ontology annotation, molecular function: N6-(1,2-dicarboxyethyl)AMP AMP-lyase (fumarate-forming) activity; (S)-2-(5-amino-1-(5-phospho-D-ribosyl)imidazole-4-carboxamido) succinate lyase (fumarate-forming) activity. Gene Ontology annotation, biological process: 'de novo' AMP biosynthetic process. The transcript is spliced from 2 exons. The record is from RefSeq and is a predicted model, not a curated record. Lineage: Eukaryota; Fungi; Ascomycota; Dothideomycetes; Eremomycetales; Eremomycetaceae.